AUGGCCUCAGGAAAAUAUGCUCUCAUCACAGGUGUCGCGAGCGGUGGCAUGGGAGAAGGGCACAUGAAAGCACUGCUCAGCCGUGGCAUCAGCGUUAUCGCAACCUCGAUUGACCUCAAAUUGCUUGAAUAUCUAGACGCCACAUCUCACGGCGACGACGCGGAAGUCUUCAAGCUCGAGCUUGAUGUUACGUCAAAAGAGUCGAUUGCGGCUACCGUUGAGCGGGUGAAGGAGAUCACUGGUGGGAAGUUGGAUUUUCUCCUGAACAAUGCAGGGUACGGCUACUAUAUGCCGUUGUUGGACGUGGAUUUGGAGAAGGCGAGGAAGCAGUACGAAGUCAAUGUCUGGGGCGUGCUGGCUCUGACGCAAGCCUUUUUUCCACUGCUCCGGGUUGCCAAAGGAACUAUCAUCAACCAAUCCAGCAUGGCUGGUGUUCAAGGCUUCAAUCGACCUUACAUGGGAAUAUACUCCAGUUCCAAGGCCGCAGUGUACAGCCUGAGCGACUAUAUGCGAGUAGAGCUGGCUCCUUUCGACAUCAAGGUCCUCACUCUAGUGACUGGCGCAGUCAAGACUGAAUUCUACACAAACAUCAAGGAAGGCGGCAAACCCAUCACUCUCCCUCCAGACUCACCCUACAACCCCAUACGCAAGCACAUCGAAACCAUGAUGAAUGGGUCGUUAGCUGGGAUGAAAGGCCAUGAUCGACUUCAAGUCACUCGGAGCACAAUCGCCACUGCGCUUCGGUACUCGUGGCUCAGUACUCGGUACGUUCGCAGGGGUUUUGGAGCGCUGAAGAUUUGGUUGAUGCAGCUGUUGUUGCCGGUGUGGUUGGUAGAUCGAUGGGCACGGCAGGCGGGCUCCUUGGACAAGUUGAAGCAGAUGUUGGCGAGCGGGUAG
Saxophila tyrrhenica is the source of this 897-nucleotide messenger RNA. RefSeq lists its product as uncharacterized. The transcript has 5 exons. Bases 1 to 897 code for a protein of 298 amino acids. Gene Ontology annotation, molecular function: acylglycerone-phosphate reductase (NADP+) activity; triacylglycerol lipase activity. Lineage: Eukaryota; Fungi; Ascomycota; Dothideomycetes; Mycosphaerellales; Extremaceae. Gene Ontology annotation, biological process: phosphatidic acid biosynthetic process; triglyceride catabolic process. The record is from RefSeq and is a predicted model, not a curated record. Gene Ontology annotation, cellular component: lipid droplet; endoplasmic reticulum.